UUAAUCGCAAUUUGAACUCUGGCCUCCGCUCGCCUGUCCUUCCAUUUCGUUCUCCUGCUUUACGGAGCUCGGCUGCCCCUAAUUUUAUAUGGCUUCCGCUCCUCUACCGGGAUCUGGAGCUGUCUUCCGGGGUUACAACUUCGCUAACACGUGGGAACAGAAUGCCCCUUUGACGGAGGAGCAGAAGGCUGCGAUAACAGCAUUGUCCCAUGCUGUGGCUGAGCGCCCCUUUCCUCCCAACUUGGCCCAAGAGAAAAACUUGGGGAAGGAUCCAAGCGCAGUUGCUUCACCAGAUGAUUCUGUGAAAGAAGCUGGGAUAAAUGUAGUUCUGGUCAAUACUCAUCAGUUCUACAAAUGGUUUACAGAUUUGGAGUCCUCUAUGAAGUCAGAGACGGAGGAGAAAUAUCGUCUCUAUGUCAACACAUUAACGGAACACAUUCAGAUAUGUGACGGAAUACUUGAACAAGUGGAUGAGACCCUUAAUUUAUUUAAUGAACUACAGACGCUUCAACAAUCUGUUGCCACGAAAACAAAGACAUUGCAUGAUGCAUGCGAUCGGUUGCUUCUAGAAAAGCAACGCUUGAUAGAUUUUGCUGAAGCUCUUCGAAGUAAGCUGGUCUAUUUUGAUGAAUUGGAGAACGCUUCUUCCAGUUUCUAUUCUCCGAACAUGAGUAUUGGGAAUGGGCAAUUUCUUCCUUUGCUGAAACGGCUUGAUGACUGCAUCUCGUAUGUUGAGAGUAAUCCACAAUAUGCAGAAUCGGCAGUGUACCUAGUGAAGUUUCGACAGCUUCAGUCUCGUGCAUUAGGUAUGAUACGAUCUCAUGUCCUUUCAAUUCUCAAAACUGCCGAUGUUCAGGUACAAGCUGCAAUUCGAGGCGGUGGUUCAAAUAAAGCAUCUUUAGCAGAAGGUGUUGAAGAAUCGGUUAUUUAUGUACGUUUUAAAGCAGCAGCUGGCGAGCUCAAACCUAUUUUAGAGGAAAUCGAAAGCAGGUCUUCGAGGAAAGAGUAUGCUCAGAUUUUAAUAGAAUGCCACAGUAUGUAUUGUGAGCAGAGACUAUCCUUGGUAAAAAGUAUAGUGCAGCAGAGGAUAUCUGAAUUUGCUAAGAAGGAGGCCUUGCCAUCAUUGACUAGAUCUGGAUGUGCAUAUUUAAUGCAGGUUUGCCAGCUGGAACACCAACUGUUUGACCAUUUCUUUCCUUCCUCUUCAACAGAUGUCUCCAAUAUGGCUCCACUAAUAGAUCCGCUGUGCACAUAUUUGUAUGAUACUCUUCGCCCCAAAGUGAUAUAUCAAGCAAAUCUUGAUUCUCUUUGUGAGCUUGUUGACAUCCUAAAAGUUGAAGUGCUAGGAGAUCAACUUAAUAGACGGGGCGAAUCCCUUGCAGGUCUACGUCCUAUGCUUCAAAGAAUACUUGCUGAUAUUCAUGAAAGGUUGACAUUUUGUGCACGAACUUAUAUCCGUGACAAGAUUGCAAAUUACCGUCCUUCUGAUGAAGAUCUUGAUUACCCUGCAAGAAUGGAACAACAUGCUGCAAAUACAUCAGAUAACACGGUUGAUGACAACUCAAACAUUAUUGGAACAUGGUACCCACCUUUGGAGAGAACAGUAUCAUGCCUGUCGAAGUUGUACCAUUGCCUAGAACCCGCUAUUUUUACUGGUUUAGCACAGGAAGCGGUAGAAUUUUGUUCAAUUUCCAUACAAAAUGGCAGUAAAAUCAUAACAAAAAAAUCUUCUCCCAUGGAUGGGCGGCUUUUUCUUAUCAAGCACCUCCUUAUUUUAAGGGAACAGAUUGCGCCCUUUGACAUUGAGUUUUCUGUUACUCACAAGGAGUUGGAUUUCUCUCAUUUGCUGGAACAUUUAAGAAGGAUUCUAAGAGGUCAAGCAUCUCUGUUUGACUGGUCAAGAUCAACUUCCUUUGCUUUAAACUUAACUCCUCGGAUUCUUGAGAGUCAGAUUGAUGCUAAGAAGGAGUUAGAGAAAAGCCUCAAAACUACGUGCGAGGAUUUCAUAAUGUCCGUCACGAAGCUAAUUGUUGACCCCAUGCUUUCAUUUGUUACAAAGGUGUCAGCAGUGAAAGCUGUGCUGUCUGCAGGUGCUCAGGAUAAAAAAGAAAAUUCAGUGUUAGCAAAACCACUGCGUUCUCACGCAUUUGCUACUCCGGACAGGAUAGUUGAACUAAUUCAAAAGGUUAGUGAGAAUCUUGAGCAAGAAUUACCCAAAGUUAUAGCAAAAAUGAAGCUCUAUCUGCAGAAUCCAUCUACAAGGAUGAUUUUAUUUAAACCAAUCAAAACAAAUAUUGUGGAAGCUCAUGUUCAGUUACAGUCACUGAUCAAGUCUGAAUACUCGCAUGAAGAAACGCAGAAUUUUGGCAUGAUUUCCAUUCAGCAUCUUCAGUCUCAGAUUGACGAUCUUCUGCAGGCCCCAAAUGCUUUUUGCCCUCAGAAAUAAAUUUUAUUGCAGCCUGAUAUGGCAUUUUUGAAGGCAUCAUGUGUGAAUGAGCGAAACAGUUGGUGCGAAUUAUUAGAUUUUUAGAAUUAAAAAUGGCAGAAGAGCUCGUUAUUAUGCUUGUUGAUGUUAUUGGUGCUCAAGCUCACCUGCCAUGAGAUGUUGGCUUGUUUUGGAAAUCUUAUCUGGAUGCUUGUAGAUGGAAGAAUACAUUUACAAAUUUAACAAUUUUUACCAUGUAAGACUAUUUCUUUAGAGGGAAUUUUGAGGAAGUUGGUGAAAUUAAAUUUGUUAUAGUACCGUCGUUAUAAGAAAGCUGUUAUUUGAUUUAUUUUAGUGCCCUAUU
Phalaenopsis equestris is the source of this 2789-nucleotide messenger RNA. RefSeq names its product conserved oligomeric Golgi complex subunit 3. The record is from RefSeq and is a predicted model, not a curated record. Gene Ontology annotation, cellular component: COG complex; cis-Golgi network; membrane. Lineage: Eukaryota; Viridiplantae; Streptophyta; Magnoliopsida; Asparagales; Orchidaceae. The coding region runs from base 89 to 2446 and encodes 785 amino acids. Gene Ontology annotation, biological process: intra-Golgi vesicle-mediated transport; intracellular protein transport; Golgi organization. The transcript is spliced from 26 exons.